Messenger RNA from Nymphalis io (European peacock), 6835 nucleotides. RefSeq names its product E3 ubiquitin-protein ligase MARCHF8. Gene Ontology annotation, molecular function: zinc ion binding; MHC protein binding; ubiquitin protein ligase activity. Gene Ontology annotation, biological process: antigen processing and presentation of peptide antigen via MHC class II; protein polyubiquitination; immune response. The record is from RefSeq and is a predicted model, not a curated record. NCBI's taxonomy places the organism in Eukaryota, Metazoa, Arthropoda, Insecta, Lepidoptera, Nymphalidae. Gene Ontology annotation, cellular component: early endosome membrane; cytoplasm; late endosome membrane. Bases 251 to 1261 code for a protein of 336 amino acids. The transcript has 5 exons.
UCUUAUAAUUUUAUUAUAGUGUAAAAAAUAAAUAAAUGUAGUUUUAAUGCAAGGCUCUUGAUGAAUUGUUCUUGUAGCAAUAUUUUUUUAAGUUAUAUUUUACAGUUUGAAUUUUGUCGAUAUGUGAGAGUGAGAUGUUUUAACGUUUAUUCGCUUUGUCGAAUGACGAAUAUUCGGCCGCUGUUAAUUACAAUAUCUAUAAAUAAGGAUUAACAUGCUACGAGAUCUACAUUGACUUUUUAGUGUCAUAAUGCCGGUGCAGCAAAUAAAUGUGAAAAAUUCGUCGGAUAUCGAAAGCUGGGAAUGGGGCGGGGGAUGUGGCAGAGAGACUGUUCGCGCAGGGUCUGGUAGCAGCCAAACUUCCUGCAGCAAUUCCAGUGGAGAUAUUUGUCGAAUUUGUCAUUGCGAAAGUGAAGUUCAUAAUCCUUUACUUGCACCUUGUUAUUGUUCUGGAAGCUUAAAGUAUGUUCAUCAGAGUUGUCUCCAGCAGUGGCUCACGGCAUCUGAAACGAGAUCAUGUGAACUAUGCAAAUUCAAUUUUAUUAUGCAUACAAAAAUAAAACCAUUUAGUGAGUGGCGGCUGCUGGAGAUGUCUGGCGUGGAGCGGCGGCGGCUGUGCUGCGCGGUGCUGUUCCACUGCGUGGCGGCGCUGUGCGUCAUGUGGUCGCUGUUCGUGCUCAUCGAGCGCGCCGUGGAGGAGGUCAACCGCGGCCUCAUCGCGUGGCCGUUCUGGACGAAGCUUGUGGUGGUGGCGGUCGGCUUCACGGGCGGAGCGGUGUUCAUGUACAUACAAUGCCGCCAGUACUUACAUCUGUGCAACCGCUGGAGAGCUCACAACAGGAUCCUGCUGAUCCAGAACGCGCCGGAGAAGAUCCCGAUCGACGGGUCGCCGCCGCGCGCGCGCCGCUCGCGCGGUCGCGCCGCCGCCGCCGCCGGCGCUGAGCCGCCGCCGCCGCCGCCGCCGCCGCCGCCGCCGCCGCCCGCCGCCUACCACGAGGAGGACGAGAGCGGCGGCUUCGAGACGUACCGCGCCAACCCGCCGCCGCGCCUGUCCGCGCUGGCGCGCCGCGCGUCCGACACGCGCCUGCCGCCCGCGCCGCCCGUGUACCACAUCGACGUGGACCCGCUCGAGGCCGACAUCCGCUCGCUGCUGGCGCUGGACGCGGCGCGCUCGCUGCCCAACCUGCGCGCCUCGCGCGAGACGCUGCUGCGCCCCCCCGCGCCCGCGCGCCCCGCCGCCCCCGCGCCGCCGCGCUCCUGAGGCCGCGCCGCGCUCACGCUGUUCCCGGACGACGCCGUGUACUAGUGUGUGCGGAGUGCGCGCGCGUGUGUGUGUGCCGCCGGACGCGGAUAGUGCGAGGUGCGAGGUGCGAGGUGGUCGGGGCGGAACUUGCGACGACGCGCGGGACUCGUCGUUGUUAUAUUUUUACUUUUCCUUCAAACAGAAUAUUGCAUGUCGCUUCGCGCCGAACACAUCUUGGAUCGUAUCGAGACCUCGAGACUCGCUUUGCAGAACUAUUUAGUCUUUACUGCCAUGUACUGUUAAAUAUAUAUAUGUAAUAUUCUCAUUAUUAUUUGAAGAUCACUGUCGUAUAUGUUAUUUUGUAUCUACCUGUUUCAAUAUUAACACAUGUAACAGCGGUUUCUGCCGUUUGUGAGUAGAUACUACUACUCUGCCGAUAAGAUUAUCUUGAUCAUCAUCUAUCACACAGAUUGCAUUUUUAUAUAAGAUUAUGGAAAAGAGAAAAAUAUAAAUUUCAGUAUUACUACAUGAUGUGAAAGUAUUUUGAUAAAAUUUUAAUUUAAUAUUUAUUUUGUGUGAAUUUUUACACAAGCAACAUUCGAUUUAUAUUUUUUUUUCUAUAUUACUAAAAACGAGUUACAGAUACCGCUUAUCACUAAACAGUGUCUACAAGUUAUUAACGAAAACAAAAUAAUUACCAUUUUAUUAUAAAUAAAUAAUAUAAUUGUCAAUAAUAUAAGGACAUUUCCUUAUAUGAUUAUUUUUAAUCAAUACAUAAGGUCUUUAAAUAUAGACGCGGUGAUGUUGUAAUAUUACAGACAGAGGGGAAGUCGGCGAGGAUAUUUAUUUUAUAUUGAAUGAAACACAAAUCAAAUUUAUUUUGAAUCGUAGAUAUAAAUUAAUAUUGCUUAUAUGAAUGUCUUGCAUUUCAAGAUAUGUUUAGUCAUAAGUUAUUGGAAUAAUUGCCAUAAUGAAUAUAAUCACGAACAAUCGAAUUUGUAAAUAGUACUUAGUAUUGGUGUACAUAGUAACGUAAUACGUAAUACGUAAUACGUACAUACGAUGUGUUAGGUUAUGUAAUGUGGGGUCGCUGAACCCCUGAAUGAUCUCUGAAAACGUCUGACUCCCUCAAGAAAGCGAAUUGCAUGGAUUAGAGAAUGUAACAAUGUUUGUUUUAUGUGAGACUUAUUUUGACAAGCUAAGACUUCAUGUUCGCUCUAAAUACUAAUUUAAACCUAUGUAAUGAAUCUAUGAAUGAAAAACAAUUUAUGAUUAAUCAUUCAAUGUAAUUGUUUCAUUUUCGUUUUAAUCUAAUUUCUAAUCUGUUAUCUGUGUAAGCAAAGUCCGUCCUUGUCAUGAAACCCUUUUAAUUAUAAUUUGUGAUUGUUUUCUAUGUAGAAGCUCAUCAAAAUGUUGAUUAUAUUGAUAUAUAUUUUUUUGUAUUUAUAAAUUUUUGUUAACACACAGUUUAAUCAGGGCCUGGCUUUGUUUCGUGUGAAAUUUGAGUAUGAUGGUAAAAUGAUUUAUUGUCGCAAGUGAUACCAUCUUCUACAUAUAUUUUUAUUAUUUUCUUUGUAUUGUAUAUCAAUUAAUUAUCUUUAAGUAAAGGGUUCCCAUCAGGCUGAGGGUAUGUAAGUGCCGCAUCAUAAAGCACAUACUCAUUGUUUAUUAAUUUUCAUUUAAAAUAUUUAAGUGAGAUUUUAAUUUAAUUUCAAUUUAAAACAUGUACUAAAAACCUUAUAUAUAAAAACGGAUGAUAGGCUUCGGUACUGUUUAAUUGAUCACAUAUUUUUAAUGAAGGUUUUUAUUCUGGUAACUUUGUUGUAACUCGCCUGUAGGUGGCGCUGCAUCGAACCAACUUCUAUACUAUUCAACUGACCGCCAUCACUGGCGGUACAUGCCCGGUACACGGGCACUAGGCAUAUAGGCAUGACGACGUCUGUCGAAUUUUGCUAGUAUGUUAUAUUUGUUAGUAUCGUUUCAGUCAGGUAUUUAGGUAAUUAGUUCUGGAGCAAAUCGAUUUUAUGCCUAUUUAAUAACUCUUAAUGUGAAAAGUAAUAAACCUAUGCCUCGUAUAUAUAUUAUAUUAUUAAUAUUUUUUCAACUCGAACAUUCGUAAGGCUCUGUCAACGCAAUGGUUAUUCAAUUUUAUUUAAUAAUGCCUACGUGGAUGACAAUAUGCAAUUUUAUGUAAUUUUAUUCGUAUAUACGAUAUAGUACAAUCUCCAGUUGUAUCGUAAAAUAUCGAAGGGUUAAGGGUCUUAAUAAGUCGCGGGAAGCCGUUGGAUGCGGGCAGCGCAAGAUCGGCCAACGUGGAAAUCCUUGGGGGAGGCCUUUGUCCAGCAGUGGACGUCUUUCGGCUGAUAUGAUGAAGGGUCUUAACGGCUCGUCCAAUCAGACGUCAUGUUAUAAUAUGCGAGGUCCAUAGCACUGCAACUAUAUAAUUUGGCCCAUUGUACUCAGCGACGCAAUCACUCGUAUCAUAUACUUAAAUAAUAGUUGAUAACGCUGUGCGAAAAGAUGUCGCGUGCAGAGGGCGGUGAGCUUAACAUAGGGCGCAAGUUAAUAGAUGCGAUUAAAAUUAACUAAAUAUUAUUUAUGUUUCGUUUUAGCUUAUGAUCUUACACAAAUAUUACUUUAUCACGUAAUAGAUAAUUUAUAUUCUGUCAUAUUUUCAAAUUUAUUCCUUCGAUCAUAACUUCAAAUUUGUCUUGCUUUCUUAUGAAUCUUUAUUUUUUUGUCUCUAUCUAUUAAAAGCAAUAUUUUGAUUCGGAUUUUCAAAUUAUAUUUGCAGAUUGCAAAUUUGAACAAAACAAGUGAGCGUUAACGAAAUCGAUGAUGAUUGGCGUCAAUUGAGGUGUUGGGCGUUAGAUAUAAUUGCGUUGGAAUAAUUUGUUUUGAAACAAGUCUCUCUCAUUAGUCGUUAGUUUUCACAUAUCGUCAAUUGUCGCCCGCCUCGCCCGCCUCGCCCGCCUCGUCCGCCUCGCCCGCCUCGUCCGCCUCGCCCGCCUCGCGACUACUUAACUUCUCAACGAUCUCUCUCCUACGUAUUGAAUCUCUUAUUCUGUCUCGCCUAGCUCUCUUUCGUUACUUGUGUUCGUUUUAGCGUCCAACGUAUGUACUUAUAGAGGCACAUAACUAAAAAAUGUAAUUAGAUGAACAGAAUCAUUCUAAAUGUAUAUAUGUAUAUACGUUCUUAUUUUAUAUUAUACAGGCUGUACGAAAAACUUUGUGUUAGUACCCUUUUGUAAUAUGUAAGGUUAAAUAUUUCCCUAACUAUAUUUAACUCAAGCGCCGUUCGUGACACGGCAAAUACAGUUGCCUCCCAUACUUAACUUCCUCGUCGUACAGUUGUAGAUCCCGAGGUUCUGGGUUUAAAACCGGGAUCGAGCUAAUAAGAAGUGAAGGGCGUUUUGUCCAAAAACAUAAGUUAAACAAUAAGUUGGCAAUGUUUACACUCCCGUGUCCCGCGCGUGAUGUCAGACCGGUUGUGUCUGAUUGCUGUUCCAUCGGAAUAUGAAGGAAUAGAGAUUGCAUAUGUAUUCGUGCAACACGUGGUCACUGUGAUAUCUCGUGCGCGUGGAAUCAUUAGGGAGGACAACAUCACCCUCUCGUACUCGAAGCAACUUUACUCUCGUAACCGUAGAAAAUUAAUCUGUGAUCCGCUUUUGCAACUCGAGGCUCGGUGGAGGAAACGCAGUGCUUACAAAAGACAUGUUGAUUAGAGUGGGGGGGGGGGAAUAGACAAAAGGCAAUACGUCUUGUCGCGAAGGGUAUGAAUGAAGGAAAUGUAUAUAAAUCGUUGACAGAUUACCUCCGGUUAUUGUGUUGUAUAAAUUAUUCUAAUAACACCGGAGUCUGAAUAUACUUUUUUUUAAAAGGGUACAAUAUUUUUCGGACGGCCUUUAUAAUACCAAUUACCUACUUUGCACCAUAAUGUCGAAACUAAUUAUAUAGUUAUGUACAAAAUAUACUUUUGCGAAGUUUAUAAAUUAAGUUCAUUGUGUAAGUCGCAGACUCACUUCAUCGAUAGCUUAUUGAAGCGUGAUAUACAAAAUUAUUUACAUAUAUAGGAACUUAAUAUACUUUAUUCGAGUUAUUUUUUUAAACGAAGUCACGGCGUACAAACUAUUGUAUUACUUACACAUAAUAUUAUCUCAAAUCGAUGUAAAUUUAUAUUUUAAAGUAUACGCUAACAGAUGAAAUUAAUUACUCGCGUGUAGUGUCAUUUGAAAUAAUUAAGCUUUGUUAAGUAGAAUAUCCUCAACGGUUAAAGGUUAUGAGUUUUCUUUAUUAAUACGCGUGCACGGUUAGCCAGCGUCAUAUACCAUAGUAAUCAAUAACUCUAAAGUGUAAAAUUAAUUUUGUCGAUGAUUAUACAUAUAUUAGUUAUAUGGUAUGUUUAUUUAAUAGAAAAAUAUAUAUAAUUUGAUCGGGAUAUUAUAAUAUUAAUUCGCAUAGAGUUCCUGCUAGUCGGUCUGUGAAGCCACAAGUCUUCAGAUACAUUACCGCCAUUUGUAACGAGUUCGCGAGCCGUCGGCCGUGACGUCACACGGGCUCGCCGCACGCAGGACAGUCGCGCGCGGUCCGCUGUAAACUAAUCUUAAACUAUCGUGACAAUAUUAUACAAACUAUCUCUUAUCAAAUCGUUCCGUUGGGAGGCGAAGUGCCUCUUGUCCAAACCCAACGAUCAAAGUUGCCAUUACGUUUAGAUAGUCACUAUGAAAAGAUAAUAAUAUCGUGUCUGUAGGUAGAUAGAAAUUUUAAAUACAUUCGACUUUUGGUGCUAAGCGAUCGGAGACUUUCUUUUCUAUGUAAACAUACUGAGAGUUGUAAAAACGACAUUCUAUAUGAGUUUGUGUAAAUGUAGCGUGAGAAGUGUUUAUUUGUAAAACUAUUUUAAUUUUAAUAUUGUAUUGUAUAUUUUGUUUUAAAUAAUUCAACUCGAACAUCACUCGAAGUAUUGUCACAUCACAUGUAUGACGUUGUUUUGUUCACUAGUCGAAUAGACGCCAUGUUGUAAUGUUACGAGAUUUUGCGAAUAUCGUUUGGAAGGUGACAACGAGGACAUUCGGAACUUUGUGCUGUUUUUCAAUUGGAACGUUAUUCGCAGAAAUAUGGACAUGUUUAUAACAACCCUGCUGCACUGCGGUGCCAUGUACCCUACACGUGUUGGUGAUGUUGCUCCUAUGAUUUUGCUAAGAUAGCAGACGAGCCAACCCCCUCACAGAACCCCCCCCUCCCCGAGUACAUAAUGCUGUGCUAUGAAUAAAUUCCAAAGCAUUUUGUUUAUUGAACGUUCAAAUAAUGUAGUUAGUGCCUUAUUUAAUAAUUAUGUUUUAACGAUUGUAUGCAAUCUGUUACUUUGUUGACAUAAAACGCUUAUUAUGUUUGUAUUGUCCGACGUGCCCGCGAGUGCGCGUCGUGUGUGACGUAUGAUUGUGAUAUAAGUUAAUUAUUGUUUUUCUUUUGCUCAAAAUUAUUUUCUCCGUUUGAUGUGUACUUAUCGUUCGUGAAAUUUGUAAGACUGUAUUUAAUUUUGUUACGUAAAAUUGUUGAAUCCAGGUUAUAAAUAUAGUUAUUUUGAGACUA